GUUGAAGGCGGACGGCGACUUCAACAGCAUAACCACCAGCCAUGUCGAUGGUAAUGCCCGAAAACUUUCAGCACAUCUUGCGUGUGAUGAACACCAACAUUGCUGGUGACCGCAACAUCAUGUACGCCAUGACCGCCAUCAAGGGUGUUGGUCGUCGCUACUCCAACCUCUGCCUCAAGAAGGCCGAAAUCAGCACCCGCCGCCGUGCCGGUGAACUGACCGAGGACGAUGUGCGCCGCGUGGUGACCAUCAUGCAGAACCCCCGCCAGUACAAGAUCCCUGACUGGUUCCUUAACCGCAAGAAAGACAUCAAGGACGGCACCUACUCCCAGCUUCUGGCCAGCGACCUCAACGUCAAGCUCCGUGACGAUCUUGAGCGCAUGAAGAAGAUCCGCCUCCACCGUGGUAUCCGCCACUACUGGGGUGUCCGCGUCCGCGGCCAGCACACCAAGACCACUGGCCGUCGCGGCCGCACCGUCGGUGUCUCCAAGAAGAAAGGAGGUUAA
Messenger RNA from Monosiga brevicollis MX1, 506 nucleotides. RefSeq lists its product as uncharacterized. Gene Ontology annotation, biological process: translation. Gene Ontology annotation, cellular component: cytosol; ribosome; small ribosomal subunit. The record is from RefSeq and is a predicted model, not a curated record. The transcript is spliced from 3 exons. NCBI's taxonomy places the organism in Eukaryota, Choanoflagellata, Craspedida, Salpingoecidae. Gene Ontology annotation, molecular function: RNA binding; structural constituent of ribosome. The coding region runs from base 42 to 506 and encodes 154 amino acids.